Molecule: messenger RNA, 1863 nt
Organism: Lagenorhynchus albirostris (white-beaked dolphin)
Lineage: Eukaryota; Metazoa; Chordata; Mammalia; Artiodactyla; Delphinidae
Gene: OCSTAMP
Product: osteoclast stimulatory transmembrane protein
Exons: 3
Coding region: 1-1410 (469 amino acids)
Cellular component (GO): membrane
Source: RefSeq, a predicted model, not a curated record
AUGAGGGCCCCCCAGGAGAUAGCUGAGCAUCUCGUCAGGACCGGGUGGAGAUUCUGGUACCCGGGGCUCCACAAGGCCCUUGCCCUGCUGCAGGCCGCCUGGGUUGUCUUCUCCCAGCCUGUCCCAACCAGCUGUGGCCAGCUGCUCACCCAGCUUCUCCUGUGUGGUUCCCUGGCCAUUGCUGCCGCGGGUCUGACCUACUAUGGGCUGGUGUCCCUGCUGCUUUAUCCUCUAGGGCCCUCGGCCAUGGUGGCCACUGUCUGUGGCCUCCUGGCCUUCCUGGGCCUGGGACUGGUGCCCCCCGCCCGCUGUCUGUUUGCACUCAGCGUGCCCACCCUGGGCACGGAGCAGGGCCGCCGCCUGCUCCUAUCCUGGAGUACCGCCACCCUGGCCAUUGUCGUGGUGCCCAACAUCUUGGCCAACAUGCACGCAGCUGGGCAGGUGCUGAGGUGUGUCACAGAGGGCUCCCUGGAGAGUCUGCUCAACACCACUCACCAGCUGCACAACGCCUCCCAGGCUCUGGGCCCUGACGGCCAAGCAGGCAGCCAGGGCCUGACGCUCCAGGCCCAGGGCGAUGGCUCCGCCUUCCGGCUCCACGUGUUCAGGGUCACUCAGCAGGUCCUGGAGGACUUCUCCAGCCUGGAGUCCUUGGCCCAGGUGGUGGCACUGGGGACCCAGCGGGCAGUCACAGGGCUCUUUAUGCUGGGCCUCCUGGUGGAUUCAGCCUGGUACCUCCAUCGAUACCUGACUGACCUGCAGUUUGAUAACAUCUAUGCUACCUGGCAGCUGGCUCAGCAGCUGGCAGAGAUCGGGGCCACGCACCUGGUGGCCUCCCCACCAGCCUGGCUGCUGUGGGCGGCCCGGCCAAGGCUGUCCCAGGGGGAGCUGCUGAGUUGUCUCCUAAGGCUGGGGCUGCUUACCCUGCUCCUGAUGGCCACAGCUGUGACAGUGGCCGUGGACCACGUGGCCUUUCUCCUGGCGCAGGCAGCCGUGGGCUGGGCUCAGCAGCUUCCUGCUGUGCCCGUCACGCUCACCAUCAAAUAUGAUGCUGCAUACACCAUCCUGGGCUUCAUCCCUUUCCUCUUCAACCAGCCGCCUCUGGAGAGCCCCUUCCGCUCUGCCCACAACUCCUUCCAGUGGGAGCUGCGCUUCAUCGCCCCUGGCUGCCCGCUGCUGCCCCCCCGGCACCCGCACACAGCCGCCCACCUGGCUGCAGGCGCCCUGCAGCUCAUCGCUUGCUCCACGGUCCUUCUGGAGACCUACGCCCGUCGCCUGAGGCACAGCAUCGCUGCCUCCUUCUUCAAGACCCAGGAGGCAAGGAGGGUCCACCACCUUCAUGCCCGGCUCCAGCGAAGAUAUGACAGGCACCGAGGCCAGCAGCUGGGCCCGGGCACUCCAUACUGCUCCUGAAACCCAGGCCGGGCAGCAAGCACCUAGAACAGCUAGACAGACCUGCUGGAUACCUGGAAGGACAGAGAGCAAUGGCGCCGAGAGGAAAGCACUUUGGAGUUGCCCAGACCUGAGUGGUAACCUUGGCCCUUCUGCUGCCUCCACUGUGUGACCUUGGGUAGGUCGCUUCACCUCUCUGAGCCUUGGUUUCUAUAUCUGCAUAAGGACUGCGUAACAACAAUCAGUGUGACCUACUUUGCACACGGGAAUGUGUUAAGGGCGGAAUGAGAUACUGGGCAGGAAAGGCCUGGAUAAACAGAAAAGGACAAUGCAAAGUGAAGACAGGGUUCCUCCGGCCGGUGCCAGGUGUCUGUCCAGGCUUCCGUCUGCAUAGGCUGCUGUACCUGGUAGGUGGAGACUUUGCACCCUGACUGUGUCUAAACGCCCCUGGAACUUAUUUCUAUGUCUCUGAAU